Messenger RNA from Tripterygium wilfordii, 2576 nucleotides. Its product is annotated as inactive TPR repeat-containing thioredoxin TTL3-like. Gene Ontology annotation, cellular component: cytoplasm. Lineage: Eukaryota; Viridiplantae; Streptophyta; Magnoliopsida; Celastrales; Celastraceae. Bases 450 to 2264 code for a protein of 604 amino acids. Gene Ontology annotation, molecular function: protein binding. The transcript has 5 exons. The record is from RefSeq and is a predicted model, not a curated record.
UGCCUAUGACCGGGUCUCCUGCUGCCCCAUGCUUCAACCAAACAGAAAAACCAAGACAAAAGUAAAACAAAAAUCAAACCCAAAUCAACAAUUUUAAUAAAACAAAACAAAACAAAAGAAAAUCUCAACUCUCUUUUCCUGGAAAAUUGUCUUCUCUGUCAUCAUGCAAUCUCAUUCUAUCUCUCCAACAGAAAGAGAGAGAAAACGAACAGACUUUUUCUUCUUUCAACAGCCACUCCAGGGGUCCAUGAUCUUCUGGGGCCAGGCUUCUUUUCAAACAUAGAUUCCUUCAAAAUUGUUGUCCGAUUUCAGGUUUCAACAACUACCCAAUGUUAAAAAACAUUUCUUUGCUUCAACGUACACGAUUCUUUAUUUACAUAGGACUACUACUGCAUUGUCAACAAGAAAAUAUAUAGCAGUGGAAGCUUUGAAGGUCACAAUACUGAGACAUGGGAGACACCUCUCCUGAUAGAAAAUCAGGUUGUGGGCUGUUAAAUGCAGUUUUAGGUCGCCGGAACUUCUGGCAGAGAAGAGCUACCUCUACAGGCUCGCUUCCUACUGCCAGCAAUGGAACAUUAGUCAAAACACCAAGCACUCCAAACUCGAAAAGGCGGAGAGGAGGCUCUGGCUCUGGCUCUGAUGAGGCAGCAUUUCUAGGCCCUUCAAUGAAUGUACCAGAAGCACAUCAAAAACCAAUCACAAGAGCUCCUAAUCAUCCCAAGAUUCCUCCUGCUGUAUAUCAACAACCACCAGUCAAUGUUAGAAGAAAUCCUGAUCAUGAAUCAAACAGGAUUUCACCUAACCAAGGUUAUGUUAAUCAAGGUAGGAGGGUGCCUAAGGAGGCAAUAGGAAUUUCUGGAGAGCUGGAGAGCGUGAUUGCUGAUCAUCAGAAAUCAAAGGGAAGCAAUACGCUUGUUCGGGCUUCAUCGGGCAAUGUCAUGCUUAUGGGAAAUUUAGGCAAUUUGAGGCAACCAGGAGGAGGAGGAGGAGGAGGAGGAGGAAGAGGAAAUACAAAUUCCUAUAAUGUUCUUGAUCAUCUACCCAAGACAGCUAGAGAAGAAACCACAAUGCCUUAUGGAAGAUACCCAAAUAGUGUGAUGGGAAAUGUAGUGAAGAAAACAAAUGAAGCGGAGAAGCCUAAAGAAGAACAAUCUGCAGGUUCCUUAUGCAGAGCUAUAUCUACCAGAAUGGACCCUGAGCAGUUGAAAAUUAUGGGUAAUGAAGAUUACAAGAACGGAAAUUUCGCAGAGGCGUUGGCUUUAUAUGAUGCAGCUAUCUCAAUUGACCCAAAUAAGGCUUCUUAUAGGAGCAACAAGAGCGCGGCGUUAACAGCUCUGGGUAGGAUUCUUGACGCUGUUUUUGAGUGCAGAGAAGCAAUCCGGAUUGACCCUCGUUAUCACAGAGCACAUCAUCGUCUGGCGAACUUGUAUCUCAGAUUAGGUGAAGCAGAGAAGGCUAUAUAUCACUACAAACAUGCAGGACCAGAAGCAGACCAUAUCGACAUAUCAAAAGCCAAAACCCUUCAAGCUCAUCUCAGCAAAUGCACCGAGGCUCGAAGGUUACGAGAUUGGAACACCCUGAUCAAAGAGACUGCCAACACUAUGUCUGCUGGUGCAGAUUCUGCUCCACAGAUUUAUGCAUUGCAAGCUGAGGCCCUAUUGAAGCUCCAUAGACACCAGGAAGCAGAUGAUGCAUUGACAAAAGGUCCGAACUUUGAAGUCGAUGCUUGUACCAAAUUUUUCGGUCCUAUUGGUAAUGCGAAUUUGCUGGUAGUACGAGCUCAAGUUGACUUAGCGGUUGGAAGAUUUGAUGAUGCACUGGCUUCCGCACAGCGAGCCGCCCGGCUAGAUUCGAACAACAAGGAGGUUAACAUGGUAAUGAGAAGGGCUAGAGCCGUGGGUGCAGCUAGAUCAAAUGGGAAUGAGCACUUCAAGGCUUCAAAAUAUAAAGAGGCAUGUGGUGCGUAUGGGGAGGGGCUUGACCACGACCCAUACAACUCAGUCUUGUUGUGCAACCGUGCCGCUUGUAAGUCCAAGCUCGGCCACUAUGAGAAAGCUGUAGAAGACUGUACUGCUGCCCUGAAUGUGCGUCCUAAUUACAGCAAAGCAAGACUAAGAAGAGCCGACUGUAAUGCCAAGUUGGGGAGAUGGGAGGCCUCAAUACAAGACUACGAGGUGUUGCAAAAGGAGACACCCGAGGACGAGGAGAUAAAGCGGGCCUUAUCAGAAGCCCAAGCCCAGCUCAAGAAACGGAGAGGAGUGUGAGGGAAGGCCCUGAAGGGCGUGAUCAUAUGAAGCCCGGUUCAUCUUAGCGUAUUGGAGACAGCCGAAUACAUUUUCUACAGCCAUUAAUGGAUUGAUCGAGGAGGGAUUGAUGUGCUAUUUGUGUGAUUCGAUCGUUGUUUAGAACAUGAGGUAAUGUAAAAACAAGAAGCAGAUUUUUUUUUUUUUUUAAUAUGAUUCCAAUUGUGGAAUUGUAUCUUGUAUGAGAACUCGUUUGACUGGCUUUUAAAAAAAAAUAUAGGACUUAAUUGAUCUUUUGUCGAAAGUAUAAGGUCCUUCCUUAUUUUAAAAUUA